Molecule: messenger RNA, 435 nt
Organism: Parnassius apollo (apollo)
Lineage: Eukaryota; Metazoa; Arthropoda; Insecta; Lepidoptera; Papilionidae
Source: the annotation of a GenBank genome assembly
AUGCAAACGAAAAUCAGGAACAGGUUGUUAGCGCUGUGCAGCUUACAGCUGCCACACGCACCGUCAGUGCACGUGCCCCACCUGCCAGUGCGCCGUGCUGCGGCGCGGAGGGGAGGAACAGGUCAUGGCGCUGCAUGGUGUACUGUUGCCACACGCUCUGUCAGUGCACGUGGCCCACCUGCCAGUGCGCCUUGCUGCGGCGCGGAGAAGAGGAACAGGUCGUGGCGCUGCAUGGUAUACUGUUACCACACGCUCUGUCCAGUGCACGUGCCCCACCUGCCAGUGCGCCGUGCUGCGGCGCGGAGGACAGGAACAGGUCAUGGCGCUGCAUGCUGCAUACUGCUGCCACACGCUCUGUCAGUGCACGUGCCCCACCUGCCAGUGCGCCGUGCUGCGGCGCGGAGGACGGAACAGGUCGUGGCGCUGCGCUGGUAA